AUGCUUGUUCGUGCCAACAAGCCUAAACCAAUCUACAGGGCUACAGAAAUUGCUACUUCACGUAACCAUUUGGUAUAUUAUACUCCGCCAUACCACCCCGAACUACAGCCCAUUGAGCUUAUUUGGGCUAACAUAAAGGGUGGCAUCGCGGACGACCCUGCUUCCGAUAUGGCGGAGCUUCGUUCGAAGAUCGACGCUGGAUUUGCAUCUCUAGUCUCAGAUACCUGGACAGAUGCAUAUCAGCACGCUCAAGACUACAAGCAAAAGCACCUGCAGUUGGCGGACGAGUGUGAACUCGUAUCCGAUUCAAAAGAAAGUGAGCAUGAAAGCUGUGAGGGCUCCGAUGUCAGUGACUGA
Molecule: messenger RNA, 357 nt
Organism: Phytophthora infestans T30-4
Lineage: Eukaryota; Oomycota; Peronosporomycetes; Peronosporales; Peronosporaceae
Exons: 1
Coding region: 1-357 (118 amino acids)
Molecular function (GO): nucleic acid binding
Source: RefSeq, a predicted model, not a curated record